Messenger RNA from Eruca vesicaria subsp. sativa (arugula), 680 nucleotides. Lineage: Eukaryota; Viridiplantae; Streptophyta; Magnoliopsida; Brassicales; Brassicaceae. The record is from the annotation of a GenBank genome assembly.
AUGUCGAGGAGAAAGACAAGAGAGCCAAAGGAGGAGACAGUGACACUUGGACCUGCUGUUCGUGAUGGAGAGCAAGUCUUUGGUGUUGUCCACAUCUUUGCCUCAUUCAACGACACUUUCAUUCAUGUGACUGAUUUGUCUGGACGGGAAACACUUGUUCGUAUCACUGGUGGGAUGAAGGUGAAAGCCGACAGAGAUGAGUCAUCACCUUAUGCUGCUAUGCUUGCUGCUCAAGAUGUCGCUCAGCGUUGCAAGGAACUUGGAAUCACUGCGAUGCAUGUGAAGCUCCGUGCCACUGGUGGUAACAAGACCAAAACCCCUGGUCCUGGUGCUCAGUCUGCUCUCAGAGCCCUUGCCCGUUCUGGCAUGAAAAUUGGUCGCAUUGAGGAUGUGACUCCAGUCCCAACAGACAGUACCCGCAGAAAGGGUGGAAGAAGGGGAAGGAGGCUCUGAGUACUACUCUCUGGUCUCAGCUGGAAGCUUCCCUUUAUGGGCUGGGUUUAUUCAUCCCUAUGUGUUUCAUUUUGUUUCGAUUGGUAGAUUGAAAAUGUGUUUUGAUCACUGUAUUCGGCGUUAUUGUUGUUCAAACUCUUCACAGAUUUAUUUUCCUCCUAAAUAUUCAAAAAAAAAAAUUGGUUAAUUUAUUCUCAUAAACAUCUUGUGUGUGUACAUGCAAUAUU